GAAGACGUCAUCAAGUUUGCCUCUCUGAGCGGUCGCUCCAUUCGAUCACGGAGAAAAACUCGGCUUCGAACGUCUCUCCUCGUUAAGGUCGGUGAGUUCGUCGCAAAAAUGAUGCACAGCGUGCUAGCCGUGGUUCUCGUAUUCGUCGGUGUUUACGCCCUGGACACCGUGACUACGAAACCACCGGAGACAGCCGAGGCCCCACCCCCGUUCCCCGGUCCGCUGCCCAUAAUCGAAGUCAAGGACGUCGGAGUCAUCGGCGGAAAAUGCUCGUACGGUGGGCUGAUGCUGGAACCGACCACGUUGAACCUGAUGAAAGAGCCCUGUGAGGCCUGGACAUGCGACGCCGAAAACUUCACGCUUACCAUUCAAAGAUGCGGGGAUUUUCGAGUCCCUGAAAACUGCGAACUCGAGGCAGCGCUUGAAGCAUUUCCAAGCUGCUGUCCAAUACUCAUCUGUGGAGGUAUUUGAGCCCGGAAGCAUUGGCUAAAACGAGCGCAAUUGGUUCACUAAGGCUGUGAAUGGAACUACGAAUAGAUAAAAAAUAAACGUGACCGUUUACAGCAUUUCCAUUGAGUAAUCAUAUUCUUUCCGCUUUCUAUGUACUUUGCGUUUGAGUAAAACUGCCAAGCGGAAGGUUUUUCAUCAGUGCUGGUGGCCGAGCCAACCUUCUCAGGAGUCAACCUGUCUGCUUGUGGCUG
Dermacentor silvarum is the source of this 701-nucleotide messenger RNA. RefSeq lists its product as uncharacterized. The coding region runs from base 109 to 471 and encodes 120 amino acids. The record is from RefSeq and is a predicted model, not a curated record. The transcript has 3 exons. NCBI's taxonomy places the organism in Eukaryota, Metazoa, Arthropoda, Arachnida, Ixodida, Ixodidae.